UGUUUUGUAGUUUGCUUUAUACCGGCUCGUUGUCAUUAUCGUUCGCUUGGGGUUAACGACUGGGUAAACGGUUAUCUAUUUUUAUAAAAAUUAAAAGAUUAAUAAAAACUAUAAAAUAAAUCAUGUCUUUCCUUGGACGUGCUCUUCUUCGCAACGUAUCGUUGCUGAACAAAAACAUUGCUGGUCAACACAAGCAGGCAGCACGUCUGCUGCAUAAUACUGCUCCCCUGUGCACGGUGCGUGUGCAACAGCCGGCGCCAGAUUUCAAAGGUUUGGCGGUUGUCGGCAACGACUUUCAGGAGAUCAAACUUGAAGACUACAGAGGCAAAUAUCUAGUGCUAUUUUUCUACCCUUUGGACUUCACAUUUGUGUGUCCCACAGAAAUUGUUGCAUUUAGUGAACGCAUUAAGGAGUUCCAGGAUAUCAACACCGAGGUUGUGGGCGUCUCUGUUGAUUCACAUUUCAGCCACUUGACCUGGUGCAAUGUGGAUCGCAAGAAUGGUGGAGUUGGCAAACUAAAAUAUCCUCUACUCUCCGACUUGACCAAGAAGAUAUCCGCUGAUUAUGAUGUUUUACUCGAAAAGGAGGGUAUCUCUCUACGCGGCACAUUCAUCAUUGAUCCCAAGGGUAUCUUGCGUCAAUACUCAAUCAAUGAUUUGCCCGUGGGCCGUUCCGUUGAUGAGGUACUGCGUUUGAUUAAGGCCUUCCAGUUUGUCGAGGAGCACGGUGAGGUGUGCCCAGCCAAUUGGAAUCCGAAAACAAACCCAGCCACUAUUAAGCCCGACGUGGACGAGUCCAAGCAGUACUUCAGCAAGCACGGCUGAGAUUCUACACACAACCCACAUUCUACAUUGAUUACAGUAAAGACACAAAUAAUAAAAGAUUAAAUCAGAUAUUUUGUCAAUCCUUUAAUGAAGCAUAAAAUACAAAGUACAUUAUUAGUUA
Messenger RNA from Drosophila innubila, 945 nucleotides. Its product is annotated as peroxiredoxin-2. The transcript is spliced from 4 exons. The record is from RefSeq and is a predicted model, not a curated record. Gene Ontology annotation, biological process: cellular response to stress; hydrogen peroxide catabolic process; cell redox homeostasis. Bases 123 to 824 code for a protein of 233 amino acids. Gene Ontology annotation, molecular function: thioredoxin peroxidase activity. Lineage: Eukaryota; Metazoa; Arthropoda; Insecta; Diptera; Drosophilidae. Gene Ontology annotation, cellular component: cytosol; mitochondrion.